Messenger RNA from Anastrepha ludens (Mexican fruit fly), 681 nucleotides. RefSeq lists its product as uncharacterized. Bases 1 to 681 code for a protein of 226 amino acids. The transcript has 5 exons. Gene Ontology annotation, molecular function: nucleic acid binding. NCBI's taxonomy places the organism in Eukaryota, Metazoa, Arthropoda, Insecta, Diptera, Tephritidae. The record is from RefSeq and is a predicted model, not a curated record.
AUGCUGAUAAUUUGGGGUUAUUCCGGAGACUCUUGCCAGAGAAAGCAUACGCGUGAAGUUUGGAGAAGAGAGUCCCUGGGUAAAGUCCAAGAAGCGAAGAAUCCACGCUGCUUUAAAAACUUUCAGUGUUCCACCGACUAUAAGAGCUCGAAAUCCGCCUGGAUGACGUCGGCUAUUUUCAAGCAAUGGUUUCAUGAGUCAUUUGUUCCACAGGUUACAUCGUUGUUAAACGAGAAAGCCUUACCAGUUAAAGCUCUCCUCCUAAUCGACAACGCUCCUUCUCACCCAAAUGAAGCUGAACUGACAACGGAGAAUGGGCAAAUUUCCGCAAUGUUUAUGCCACCAAACACCAUAGUGCGUUGUCCUAGAAGCCUUGUAGACUAUCCACGUCAAGGAUGCCCAAAAACAACAACAACAACAGAAAUAGUAGAAAAGAUACAACGCAUUGGACAGUCCAUAAAAUUCACACAUAAAAUGCCACCACCAACACCGACACAACAACAACAUUACGUUGGCAUAGCAGAAGAACAACAAAAACAAGUGCAGUUGUAUGCAGGCCAAAGAAAACACCAGACAAAAAAAACCGAAGCAAAGGCAAAAAGUGUCUUUAUCAGCAGCGGCGGCAGCAGCAUCAACAUCACCAAAAGCCAUAUAUAUUAUCGCUGUGCUGCAUCACAGUAA